UCUCGAGGUUAGAAACAAAUAAAUAUGAGUCAAGGAAGAAGCCCUUAUUUUUUUGUCACAUAAUAAAUAAGGUAGGUUCGUCAUCUUCAUUGAUACACACCGAAAGCUUCUCCUCAAUGGAGACCUCAAAGGAUCGUUCAUCUCUUCAAAAGAAUCUCCUCCAAAGUGAUGCUCUUCACGAGUACAUAUUGAAGACGAGUGUAUACCCAAGAGAGCAUGAACAACUCAAGGGAUUGAGAGAGGAGACUAUCAAAGUACACGAGAGGGCUGGGAUGAGCGUGCCCCCUGAAGAGGGGCUUCUCAUUUCUAUGCUACUGAAGCUUAUGAGUGCGAAGAAAACAAUAGAGAUCGGGGUUUUCACUGGCUAUUCUCUUCUCGCUACUGCUUUGGCUUUGCCAGAGGAUGGAAAGAUAACGGCGAUUGAUCCUGAUAGGUCGGCUUAUGAGAUAGGAUUACCCUUUAUUCAGAGAGCAGGAGUUGAGCACAAGAUCAAUUUCAUUGAGUCUGAAGCUCUUCCCGUUCUUGACGAAAUGACUCAGGAGAUGAAAGAAGAAGAACUCUACGACUUUGCAUUUGUCGACGCCGACAAGCCAAACUACGCCGAGUACCACGAGCGACUACUGAAGCUCGUCAGGGUCGGAGGGGCGAUCGCCUACGACAACACGCUCUGGAUGGGGACCGUGGCAAUACCGGGGGACGAGUCCCUUCCUCUGCGUUUAAGGCUCGGCAGGGACGCAACAAUCGCGCUGAACCAGUUCUUGGCAGCUGACCACCGCAUCGAGAUAUCGCAGGUGCCGAUAGCCGACGGGCUCACCGUCUGCAGGCGCGUUUGUUGAUCCGUGCUGUUGUCCUUUGUUCACUAAGAGUUAUAUGUAUGUACGUAUGUACUUCAAAUUUGUUUGGAGUGAUUUCUUGCUUGAUGUCAGCUUACGCUAGUUUGUGAAUUGAAUGUGAAAAUUGCCAUUAUUUCUCUUUAAA
Molecule: messenger RNA, 978 nt
Organism: Asparagus officinalis (garden asparagus)
Lineage: Eukaryota; Viridiplantae; Streptophyta; Magnoliopsida; Asparagales; Asparagaceae
Product: caffeoyl-CoA O-methyltransferase-like
Exons: 5
Coding region: 117-836 (239 amino acids)
Molecular function (GO): O-methyltransferase activity; S-adenosylmethionine-dependent methyltransferase activity
Source: RefSeq, a predicted model, not a curated record